This is a messenger RNA of Magallana angulata, 2434 nucleotides long. RefSeq names its product meiosis-specific with OB domain-containing protein-like. The coding region runs from base 149 to 1720 and encodes 523 amino acids. Gene Ontology annotation, molecular function: single-stranded DNA 3'-5' DNA exonuclease activity; single-stranded DNA binding. The record is from RefSeq and is a predicted model, not a curated record. Gene Ontology annotation, biological process: resolution of meiotic recombination intermediates. Lineage: Eukaryota; Metazoa; Mollusca; Bivalvia; Ostreida; Ostreidae. The transcript has 13 exons.
AAAAGUUAUGAACGUUGUUUUAAUAUUUUAUUAUUAGCAUGAUUUAGUUACACUAUUUACAUGUAAUCGCAAUUUUGGGGAUUUUUUUUGCACGGAAGCACGUGCCCAUUGUUAUCAUUUGAUUUGCAGACGACAUUCGCGACUGAAAAUGGCAUGGUCAGGAUCUCAGUACCAGCAGCUCUCAGCCUCGGCAGAUGUCAUGCAUCGGAAAAACAGAUCUAUAGCUCAGUGUCCGAGCAACAAUUUUGGAAUGUCAUACAAUUCAGGAAAGUCAAAUCAUGAUUAUUCCAGGACAAAUCAACAACAAAGAUCGAAUGGAGAUGCAAUCAAAAUUCAGGAUGUCAAUCAAGCCUCGUCAAAUGUUACCAUUGUUGGAAUUAUAAUUGCAAAAGAAUCUCCAAAAUCAAUCAUCUCCAAAAAGAAUCCAGGCACAGAGCGCCACCUGGUGAGCUUUGUUGUGAGGGAUUCUCCUGCAGGGUUUGUGGCAGUCACCUGUUGGGGAUCAGAGAGGUACAUAGCAGAAAUAUCCAACAUCUACCAUACAGGAGACAUAGUCCAGCUGUCCAACUUCCAGGUGUUGAUGAAAGCCACAGAUGGAAGUGAAGAAAAAUUUAGACCAUACACUCCUUUACCAUUUAGUUUUUCUCUGAGUGAAAACCAUUCCUCCAUCACUUCGUAUGAUGGAACUGAUGUGGAUAUUUACCAACCCUUGCUUCAUCUCCCAACAAAAGCCAGCAAUGACUACUACAGUCUGGAGGACAUUGUGGCUAAUGGACAGGGACUCAGUGGAGAACACAUCAAUAUACUGGCCAUCCUGAAAAAGGUUGGUGCAGUGAAGGAUAUAACCACAAAGACAGGCAGACAGACCCAAAGAUGUGAACUGACUCUGAUGGAUGAAGGAAUGGCCGCCUUCCCAUUUAUCAUAUGGGACAAAGAAGCUGCUUCCAUGGCUACCACUUGGACACCAUAUAGAACAGUGUUGUUUGUGGCAGAUGCUAGGAUGUCCUUUGACAACUACCGAUCUUGUAUGGUAGCUACUUCUGAUUCCAAAACAAUCUUCACAGUCAAUCCAGAUACACAAGAAGCACACAGUCUCUAUCAGUACGCCCAGCAGUGCGACUCCGCAGAGGAACCAGAGGAUGAUUCCAAGUCAGACCCACCCUUGGAAAAAAUAACGGACAAGUAUACAGUGUCGGAUGUGAAAAGUUUGAUGGACAACUACCAGGAACAUUGGAAGCCCACAGCUCAUGGUGUGAGUUGUCUCUACCUGUCUCAGUUCAACACGGACACAGAAGAUUCCAAUACAGUUAUCUCCUACAAAUGUGACAAGUGUAAACACCCUCUAACAGAGAAGAAUGGCUACCUGUGUUCUAAUGUGGACUGCUGUGAUGGGACUUUGUCCUUGUUUGAGACCUCUGACCCCCCAGAACUAGACAGAGCAGAGCUAGAGUACAGGAUACCUGUCUCCCUGACCGACCACACAGGCUCACUGGAGCACUGUUACCUGUACGGGAGUGUGGCAGAACACCUAAUGGGAAUCAAGGUUGAAAAUUUUCUGAAAAUGGAUUUAGAAAAUCGCACUCGAAUUAAAUGGAGGUUUCUAAUGGAAAGAUGCAAAGUUUACUUCAAGGUGUACAGAAGUAACAAGGACGGAGGGCGAGCAGUCAUUCAGAUUAUGUCAUGUUCACUGGCACAUCCUCAAGACAUCAUCAGUUUGUAAUAGAACCUCUUCUACAGAUUGUUAUGCAGAGCAUAUGGUAGGCUCUUCUACAGCAGACACUGUGAUAAAUCAUUAUACAGAGCCCAUAGUGGCCUCUUCUACAGCAGACACUGUGAUAAAUCAUUAUACAGAACCCAUAGUGGCCUUUUCUACAGCAGACACUGUGAUAAAUCAUUAUACAGAGCCCAUAGUGGCCUCUUCUACAGCAGACACUGUGAGACUUCAUUAUGCAGAACCCAUAGUGGCCUCCUCUACAGCACACACUGUGAGACUUCAUUAUGCAGAGCCCAUAGAGGCCUCCUCUACAGCACACACUGUGAGACUUUAUUAUACAGAACCCAUAGAGGCCUCCUCUACAGCAGACACUGUGAGACAUUGUUAUACAGAGCAUAUGGUAGACAGGAUCUACCACAUCAGGCUCAUUUGUUUCUUAAUUGAUACAUUACACGGAAACUACAGAAAACUUUCUGUAGGAGAUUUUCUUUUAUUUCAGAUGUACAUUUUUAUCUGUUCACAUACUAUCUUGUUAAAAAGGAGACUGGAUUCCCCCUCAGUCUAUAAGAAAAAUUUACAACCCCUGUUGUAAAUUCUUUUGAGUUAUUUUUGCACAAAUGUACAUGUUUAAACACUGUUUGAAAUAACAGAUGCGACAAAACUGUGCAAGAGCAUUAUAAGUUUUGUAAUAUCUUCAAAAUAAAUAAUUCAUAACAAGCA